Molecule: messenger RNA, 4893 nt
Organism: Seminavis robusta
Lineage: Eukaryota; Bacillariophyta; Bacillariophyceae; Naviculales; Naviculaceae
Source: the annotation of a GenBank genome assembly
AUGAGCGCACGGAGACAGAGAACCACGCAAUCGCGAAUUCGUCAUGCCGGGCAUGGACCGCGUCGAUCAUUCACAACAAUGGCGCUUUUAGCAAUGACAGUAUAUCCUUCAUUGGCAAAAAUCCCAAUACUUCCAGCUCGAGACCACGUUCCCCAGGACCGCACCUUCGAAUUUGGGCGAGAACCAUGUCGGCUGAGUUUCAGCUCAGACGGAGGAAUGACGUUGAUAUGUGAAGAUGUUUCAGGUCCACCGCAAGCACCGAGUUCAGUAAUUGAUGUUGGGUCGACAUUACCUCCUGCUACAAAUGCAGAUAGAGAAGAAAAUGAUGCAUCCGCUGGUGUUCCGGUACUGGAAGCUGCAACAAAUACGCCAACUGUCGCCACGGCUGAGCCUCCUACCAUUUUGCCAACUCUCCCAAGCACGGAUAACACAGCAGUGGGUCCCACAAUCACUCCUGCUGAUACUUCUGCGACAAGCGCGCCCACAAGGGAUGAAGCUAACAUGUUCCCAUUAGAGCCUCCAACCACCAGCCAACCUACAGCGUUGCCUACAGCACGCCCAACCAGUACGCCUACAGAGUUGCCUACAACUAGCCCAACAGGUGUCCCCACAGGCUCUCCAACAGUUGGCCCAACAGGUGUCCCUACAGGCUCUCCAACAGUUGGCCCAACAGGGGUUCCUACAGAGUCUCCCACGACCGAACCCACGGGGGUUCCUACAGGCUCUCCAACAAGUGCUCCAACAAGUGCUCCCACCACGAGUCCAACCACAAGCCCAACCAGUGUUCCUACAGCUAGCCCAACUGAUGCUCCUACAAGUUCUCCCACAACUAAUCCAACAGGGGCUCCCACAACUAGCCCAACAGCGGAUCCUUCUAAGGGCCCAACAUGUGUUCCUUCAGGUCGUCCCACAGCCAACCCAACACUAUCUCCCACAAUUGGUCCCACUGUGGCUCCAACGGGUUCUCCUACAGUUGGUCCCACUGUGGCUCCAACAGGUUCUCCUACAAUUGGCCCCACUGUGGCUCCAACUGGCUCUCCUACAAUUGGACCAACUGUGGCUCCAACAACUUCUCCUACAAUUGGCCCAACUGUGGCUCCAACAAGUUCUCCCACAGUUUCUCCAACAGGGGCCCCUACAAGUAUUCCAACCAUUACACCCACUCUGUCGCCCACAAUAAUGCCCACUAUCAAUCCCACAACAAGUCCAACUUCUUCGCCAACUAUUGCACCCACAGUGUCCCCAACAGAUGCGCCAACAACAGAAGACGUAUCCGAACUAGGCAAUCCGUAUGUGACAUCAGCGCCAUCGCAAGCACACUCUGUCUACACUACAGCGAUCAACACAAUGUCGCCAACUCAGUCGAAGCUGCACCCGACUUACCGUCCCACCACGGGCGGAAUGAUCAAGCUUUCUGAUACACCUACUCCCAGCAUAGCUCCUAGCAUUUUGCCAAGCAUGGCGGAAGACGGCGAUCGAGAAGACGAGUCAGAAUCAGGACAGGCCAUUUAUCCGAAUUCCGAGACGAAUCAUCCAACCACGUCUCCUUCGUUGACGCCUUCAUCGGCCCCUUCUUCGGCGCCGUCCGAGAGUCCCAGCACAACACCGACACAGAAACCGACCAAGCCUCCUAAGGGGAAAAGUCCGAGCCCAACAAACUAUCCAAGCGCCAGACCAUCUACUGGUAGUCCAAUGUAUUACUUCGUUGUAGGAUCCACCGCUGCACCGACGACUGAUUCACCGACGACUGAUACACCAACGACUGAUGCGCCGACGACUGAUGCACCGACAACGCCGUUGCCAACAGCAAUUCCUUCUUAUUCCCCAACUCAGAGCAACGUUCCCACCAUUGAGAAAUACGAAACAGACACCCCAGGACCACCAACAUAUCCAACGACGCCUCUACCAACCAAAACGCCAAGCGAAGCUCCUACUUCGGCACCCACACAAGUUGAAACCGACGGUGGUGAAAGCAUUGAAGUAACUACAGCUGAACAAAGUGCACAAGACAGUGGCGGCUUCACGUUCAACUUCCCAACUACGCCGAGUCCAGGGAACGCAACUAGUGCGCCCAGCAGCACAAACUCGGAUGGUUCAGCUUUCGUGUUCCCGACAAGCGCGCCUGUUGUCACACUUGAUGCUGCAACGAACAGCCCUGCUCCUUCAAUGCUAGUACAAAUCAUAAUGACAGAAUCCCCAGCCGUCCAAGUUGGAAGGGAAAUAGAUGAUACUUCGUCGCCUAUUACUCUCGACGCAAAUGGAGCGACCAACCCGUCCGAAUCAUUUCCAUCACCUACAGUCCCUCCUACCGCCAGGCCAACUCGUUUGCCGACAACCAAAUCGCCAACUUUUCUUCCGACUGCUUUGCCCACGAAUUCUCCGACAACAAGUCCCUCAGAUAUUCCCACUGGGUCGCCUUCAAUGGUCCCAUCUGACAGUCCCACAGCAGUUCCUUCCGCAUCACCCUCGAUGGCUCCAUCCCUCAUGCCCACUGCGUCGCCCUCCAUUGCUCCAUCAGACAGUCCCUCAAAUGACCCUUCUUUAUCACCCUCGUUGAAUCCGACGGAGAGUCCCUCAGAUGUUCCCUCAGCACCACCAUCAGCGGUUCCAACCAAUGUGCACAGUGAAGAACCAACAGCAGUAACUAUCAUACCCACCAGCGAAGGAACAAGUGAGGAAGCUGUGGUCACAUCAUCUCCCACCACCACAACUGCAAAUGCUUUUCCAGACUAUUCACCAAGUCCAAGUUUUGGGGAUGUAGAUGUCCCACUAACAUCAGUUCCCACUACAGGCAGCUCAAUCAAAGAAAAGGAAACUGAAAUGCUCACUGGGGCUCCUACAAGGGAUGAUGCUGAAUCUUUGACCCAAUCCCCAACCGACUCUGGUGGAUACCAUUUUGACAUCACAAGCUCUCCUGUGGCUUCCCCAAUUAUGGAGGCAUCAACAAAUGUACCAACGGAAGAAGCUACACAAGAAGAUGCUUCAUCAUUAGUUGAAGAUCCUGAUGCUACCAGUUCCCCCACUGAUCCUGAAUCGGUAGCAACAAUGAUGCCUACUGGUUCCUCUUCAACAAGUGCACCAACAAUAGAGACCACAGAAGAAACUUCCCAAGAAGAUGAUUCACCAUUAUUUGAUCAUCCUGUCAGUACCAAUUCUCCCACUAUUGAUUUGACGGGUUCUGCUACAGCUGUACCAACCACGGAAUCUACAACACGCGAAUCAGGCUCUGUAACCACCUCGCCCACUAUGGAGACAACCGAAGAAACUUCACAAGAAGAUGCAUCACCAGUUAGUACAAGUUCAACCACAACCAUGGAGCCUACUGGUUCUUCUUCAACAAGCACACCAACUAUGGAUGCCACAACAGAAGCUUCACAAGAAGAUGCCUCACCUUUGUUUGAUGAUGCAGCUAGUACAAGUUCAACCACAACAAUGGAACCUACUGGUUCUUCUUCAACAAGCACACCAACCAUGGAGACCACAGCAGAAACUACCGAGGAAGAUGCCUCUCCAUUGUUUGGAAACCCAGCUAGUACAAGUUCAACCACUACAAUGGAGCCUACUGGUUCUUCUUCAACAACCACACCAACAAUGGAGGCCACAGAAGAAACCACACAGGAAGACGAAUCACCAUUGUUUGGUGACCCGGCUAAAACCAGUUCUCCUACAGCCAAUGCAGCAACAGGCUCUCCCGAAUUUGAAACAACAAUGGAGCCUACCAAUUCUUCAUCAACAAUCUCACCAACCAUAGAGACCACAGAAGAAACCACACAGGAAGAUGCCUCACCAUUGUUUGGCGAUCCAGCUAGUACAAGCUCAACUACAACAAUGGAGCCCACUGGUUCUUCUUCAACAAGCUCACCAACCAUGGAUACAACAGGAGAAAGUUCGCAAGAAGAUGCAUCUCCAUUGCUUGGUGGGAUCAAGCUAGUACAAGUUCAACCACUACAAUCGAGCCUACCUUCUUCCUCGACAAUCACACCAACAAUAGAGACAACAGAAGAAACUUCACAAGAAGAUGCUACACCAUUGGAUGAUCCAGCUAGCAGUACAAGUUCAACCACAACAAUCGAGCCUACUGGAUCCUCUUCCGCUUCAACAAGCUCACCAACCAUGGAGACCACAGAAGAAACUACACAGGAGGAUGUCUCUCCAUCGUUUGGCAUUCAUCUAGUAACCACAGGAGAAACUACAUUGGAAGAUGCCUCUCCAAAUUUUGGUGGUGAUCAAGCUAGUACAACCACUACAAUGCAUCCUACUGGUUCUUCUUCAACAACCACACCAACCAUGGAGACAACACAAGAAACUACACAGGAAGAUGCCUCUUCAAUGGAGCCUACUGGUUCUUCUUCAACAAGCUCACCAACCAUGGAGACCACAGCAGAAACGUCACAGGAAGAUGCUAAACCAUUGGAUGAUCCAGCUAGUAGUACAAGUUCAUCCACAACAAUGGAGCCUACUGGUUCCUCUUCCUCUUCAACAAGCUCACCAACCAUGGAGACCACAGAAGAAACUACACAGGAAGAUGUCUCUCCAUCGUUUGGCGAUUCAUCUAGUACAAGUUCAUCCACAACAAUGGAGCCUACUGCCUCCUCUUCCUCAUCAACAAGCUCGCCUACCAUGGAGACCACAGAAGAAACUACAUUGGAAGAUGCCUCACCACUGUUUGGCGAUUCGGAUAGCACCAGUUCUCCUACAGCCAAUGCUGGAACUGGAUCUCCUGGAUCUGAACAACAAUGGAGCCUACUGGUUCUUCUUCAACAAGCUCACCAACCAUGGAGACCACAGAAGAAAGUACACAGGAAGAUGAAUCACCAUUGUUUGAUGAUGCAGAUACUACCAAUUCUCCCACUGCUGCUGUCACAAACUCCCCUUUGUCUACACCAACAGUAG